UUUCACCACUACCUGUUAAUCUGUGUAAGUCAUUUGGGGUCUCGUUCCCAUUCCGAUCAGUUUUGGGUGAGACCCCGCCAACCCCCGGGUUAGGAGAGGUGGUGAAGUUGUUUGUCAAAUACUUGAAUGUGGGUUUGGUCGUGCAUAGAGAUGGUAAUGAGAGUGUGGAUCAUUGUGGCAGUCCGAGGCAGAGGGGUUCAUUUGAUGCCUUGAAGUUGAGGGAUGUGAUGUCGGUUUCGCCAUGUACAGGAUCUUGGAACUUGCUGAUACAGAGGCCGCUGUACCGGUUUUUAUUGAGGACAUUCUUAUUUUGUCCAGGGGGGGUUUUGAUUAAAAAUAUAUCAGAUGUGUUUUCGGUUUGGAUUACCUAUAUUGAACCUUGGGAUAUCAUUUUGGACUUUUCAGAGCUUGAUGCUGUUGUUGACGGUUCAACUAAGAAUGGGAGAAAUGAUAACCUGCAGCCUCAAAACCAUGGUUAUACACCUUCUUGGCAGGGUUAUGUGCUGGCCAGCUACUUGUACUACAGUUCCUUGGUUAUGCAUUUCAUUGGGUUUGCGCACAAGUUUCUUCAUACUGAUCCCGAAAUAAUUGUCCAGAUGGUAUUGAAGAUCCUAACUAUAUUGACAUCAUCCAAAGAGCUGAUGGACCUACUAAAGAUGGUGGAUACUGCUUUUCAUUCCAAACAAGCAGGAUCAGGAAAAUCGAUGCUUAAUAGCUUAUAUAGAUUUGUUACUCCAAUUCGCGAACAGCUGCAGGACUGGGAGGAUGGCUUAUCUGAGAGUGAUGCAGAUGGGUCUUUCUUGCAUGAGAAUUGGAACAAAGAUUUACGAUUGUUCAGUGAUGGAGAAGAUGGCGGGCAACAGUUGCUUCAGUUGUUCAUAUUACGUGCAGAAGCUGAGUUGCUAGCUGUUUCCGGUGAUAAUGGUGCGCACAACCUUCAGUGCAUAGACUCUUUGAAAGCUCAGGUGAGCUGUCUAUUUGGUGGGCAUACUGUAAAGGUACUGUCAUUUUCUCCUGAACCAAAACAGCCUCCGCAACCCCGUGAUGAAAUAUUCAAGCCGAGGAGAGUGAGCAACCGCACUUUGGAUGGUGUCAAAUACAGGGGUGACUGGAUGAAGCGCCCCAUCUCCGACAAUGAGGUUGCUUGGCUCGCAAGAUUGCUUGUUGAGUUUUCCAGUUGGAUAAAUGAGCGUCUUGGACUAAACCAGUCAGAGAGCAGCCAAGCAGACCCUAUAUAUGUGGAAGUGUCGAGCGAUGUUUUGGGCAAUGUCUUUGGACCGAUGGAUACGAUGAAGGCAGUGUUGGGGGCAGUAGGUUCUUGGCUUGUGAUGUUGGGAGUGGCAAUGGUGAAGCUAAUGAGGAAACAUGGAUUGAGGGUGAAUCUGAGGAUGUUGGCGUCAAAGAAGGUUGUAAUGGUUUUGUUAUUGUCUGCUGUAUAUAGUAUAUUGAAAAAAGCUUUCGGAAUGUACCUUUGGGGAUAGAACAAAGGAUGGUGUAUAAGAGCUUUACUUAUCCGCACAUUUUUUUUCACGUGUGAAUGGUUGAGAUUUAACUAAAUCUCAAUUAGUUAAAUUUCGCUCUUCACUCGGGUGAAGAAAAAACUGCGGGGGAGAAUUCUUGUUGAAAACGAGAAAAAGGCAUAUAGAAAAGGGAAAAAAGAAUCGAGGAUUUUUGCUA
This is a messenger RNA of Pyrus x bretschneideri (Chinese white pear), 1677 nucleotides long. RefSeq lists its product as uncharacterized. The transcript has 4 exons. The record is from RefSeq and is a predicted model, not a curated record. Lineage: Eukaryota; Viridiplantae; Streptophyta; Magnoliopsida; Rosales; Rosaceae. The coding region runs from base 228 to 1481 and encodes 417 amino acids.